Camponotus floridanus (Florida carpenter ant) is the source of this 1071-nucleotide messenger RNA. Its product is annotated as ATP-dependent DNA helicase pif1-like. The transcript has a single exon. Lineage: Eukaryota; Metazoa; Arthropoda; Insecta; Hymenoptera; Formicidae. The record is from RefSeq and is a predicted model, not a curated record. Gene Ontology annotation, biological process: DNA repair; telomere maintenance. Bases 1 to 1071 code for a protein of 356 amino acids. Gene Ontology annotation, molecular function: DNA helicase activity.
AUGUCGCGAUUGAACGAAGAUCAGAAAAGAGUCUUCGACAAGGUAUGUCAAGUUUUACAAAAUAAAAAUCAGAUUCUGCGAUUGUACGUAAGUGGCGAGGGUGGUACAGGGAAAAGUUUUCUUAUUGAAACGAUCAAACAUUGGAUCAGAAUAAAUUUGAAAAAAGCGACUGCGAUAUCUGCUCCCACGGGUAUCGCAGCAUUCAAUACCGAUGGCUUGACAAUUCAUAGAAUGUUUCAGUUGCCCGUCACUCAUGAAUCUACGCCAAAGUACGUGCAAUUGUCAGACAUGGUCCUAAAAACUUUGAGAGACAAAUUGAAGAAUGUCGAACUAUUUAUAAUCGAUGAAGUAUCCAUGAUUUCGAAUGUAACACUUAUGUUUAUCAAUCUACGAUUAUGUGAAAUCUUUGAUACGAUAGAUACGGAUGAUGGUUUCUUUGGCAGAAAAUACAUUCUUUUGUUUGGAGAUUUAUUGCAGCUUUCCCCUGUAAAAGGACAAUCUCCGUUCGUUAAAAUGUCUCAAUCAGAGGUUCAAAAGUAUUUAGGUACCAUGGGCGGAUCUGAUUUGUGGAGAUUGUUUGAUUACGACGAACUCUUGAUCAAUAUGCGACAAAGAUCCGACAACACAUAUCGCGAUAUACUUUCUAGAAUACGAAUAGGUUUGAUAACAAAUUUUGACAUUAAUGUUCUUCAGUCAAGGAAAAUCAAUUUCAAAGAAAGUAAUUGCGACGAAAGAUUGAAUGAACUUUGCAUUUAUAUGAAUCAAUUACCGAUUGAUACAAUAUGUUUAUUGCCCACGUGUUAUUUGUGUAAGGUUUUAAACACGGCAAUGCUCGAUAGAGUCGACGGCGAUGAAAUUCUAUUGAUAGCGGAAGAUGAUGUCGACUGCGGUCCAGCAAUGAAAAAAAAAGUGCAAAAAACCCUGGAAGACAAAGAUGACAAAGUUUCGGAAACAGCUGGUAUUGAAAGAGUUAUAGCGAUUAAAAUUGGCGCUAAAGUGAUGAUUCGACGAAACAUUGACGUAACUCUGGGACUUGUCCAAUGGAACGAUAGGCAAUGUAGUUGCAGUUAA